This is a messenger RNA of Brassica napus (rape), 1501 nucleotides long. Its product is annotated as putative histone-lysine N-methyltransferase ASHH4. The coding region runs from base 197 to 1039 and encodes 280 amino acids. Gene Ontology annotation, biological process: regulation of DNA-templated transcription. The transcript is spliced from 11 exons. The record is from RefSeq and is a predicted model, not a curated record. Gene Ontology annotation, cellular component: nucleus; chromatin. Gene Ontology annotation, molecular function: histone H3K36 methyltransferase activity; protein binding. NCBI's taxonomy places the organism in Eukaryota, Viridiplantae, Streptophyta, Magnoliopsida, Brassicales, Brassicaceae.
CCCUCUUUUUUUUUUCCCGAUUGAGGAUUUAUUUAUUUCAAAUCCAGCGCAACUGCCGCUCGUUUCUUUGUCUCGCGACUCUUCACUCUCAUUGUUUCUUCAUCUUCUUCUUCUUCUUUUUCAAUUCGAUUAGGGUUUUCAAAAGUUUCAGAGACCUCUUCGCCAUCAAAGAUCUUCGAUUGUUGUGACUAUUGCUAUGAGUACCGCCAAGAAGAAGGGUUCCGAUCAGAAUCAAACAAGGAAAGGAUUCAUAAAGUUCUCGAAGAAGAUUUCGGAAUCUGAGGAAUUGAACUUCAUAAAGCGCAAUAUAUACCUGAACAAGAAGUUCAACAAGAAGGUUAAAGAUCAUGGCAUCUUCUGUUCUUGCUCUGUCUCUCCUUCCUCUUCAACUCUCUGUGGCAGUGACUGCAGUUGUGGGAUACUACUCUCAAGCUGUUCAUCUAGUUGCCAGUGCAGAUGUCAGUGCACUAACAAGCCGUUCCAACAAAGACAUAUCAAGAAAAUGAAACUAGUUCAGACGGAGAAGUGUGGAUAUGGGAUUGUAGCGGAUGAAGAUAUCAACGCAGGGGAGUUCAUCAUCGAAUAUGUUGGGGAAGUUAUUGACGAAAAGACUUGUGAAGAAAGACUUAUGAAGCUGAAGCAUAAGGACGAGACAAAUUUCUACUUGUGUCAGAUAAACUCGAACGUGGUGAUUGAUGCUACUUACAAGGGGAAUAAAUCAAGAUUUAUCAAUCACAGCUGCAAUCCUAAUGCAGAGAUGCAGAAAUGGAUAAUUGAUGGAGAGAUAAGGAUCGGCAUCUUUGCGACUCGUUACAUAAACAGAGGAGAGCAUUUGACUUACGAUUACCAGUUUGUUCAGUUUGGUGCAGACCAAGAUUGCUACUGUGGUGCAGCGUGUUGCAGGAAAAAGCUAGGUGCAAAAGCUAGAAAAGCUAAGAGCCUACCCUCUGAUGAAGCUGUGAACCUAACGGCAUGUGAAGCAGUGACCUGGAAACCACCCAAGGUUAAAAAGACUCGAGGAAGACACGCCCCCGGUUAGUAUAAAUUCUUAAAGCUCGAUUUUCGACAAGCUUCUCAACUCGGAGGUAAGGAAAAACACAAUUUGGAUGCGUCAGGACAAUCUAGGAACACUCAUGGCCAAAGGAAAAUAUGUUAUCCCAACUGCAUUGGUGUGGUAAUCAUGUUGGCACGUUCCACAAACCAGAGGUGUUUUGGCAUCAUUAGGGAGUUUGAUGAGGGUUCAAGAAAGCACUUGGUCAUGUACGAGGAUGGUGUUACUGAGACCAUCGACUUGUCCAGAGAAGUUUGGAAGCUCAUAGCUGUUUGAUAUUUGCUUCUUUCUGAUUCAUUCCAUUCUUUUACCUUUUAGUUUCUCUUGAAUUGUUGAAAAUUGUCGUUAACCGGGGUAUAGACUUUGUUGUUGUACCAACUCGAAUCAGUGUGUGUGAAAUAUAUUUUGGACUAAAGUGAUAUUGAUGUUAAAACCAGAGGGGUUUGGUUA